Messenger RNA from Papaver somniferum (opium poppy), 2213 nucleotides. RefSeq names its product probable acyl-activating enzyme 6. NCBI's taxonomy places the organism in Eukaryota, Viridiplantae, Streptophyta, Magnoliopsida, Ranunculales, Papaveraceae. The coding region runs from base 353 to 2011 and encodes 552 amino acids. The record is from RefSeq and is a predicted model, not a curated record. The transcript has a single exon.
ACAAGGUAUAAUAAUAACUUCCUCUUAUCCUCUCAAUUCAAUGUUGUAGAAUCUCAAAGAUACACUCAUCUCCUGCUGUAUACUAUAUAUUUAAUAAAGUAGUUAAUGCUUCUGUGUAUCCACAAGAGCAGUAGAAAAUUGGAAAUUACUCAAGCUCUCUCUGAUCACUUCAUUUCUCCACAAUUCAUUUCAUAUUCUGAUGCAUAUCCAUAUUCAUGCCUAUGUGAAUAAUUUUUAGCAAGAGAGAAAGAGCUGAAAUUUCUCGUAGUACAAAUUUCCUCAAAAAAAAAAAAAAAACACUAGAUUUCUCCAGCUCAAACUCUCAGAGUGAUCUAAACAUUUUCUAUUUGUGAUGGAGUUACUGAAACCAAGUCCAGCAAAUUCAUCACCACUAACCCCACUAGGAUUUCUAGAGAGAUCAGCAACAGUAUAUGGUGAUUCUACAUCAAUCAUCUACAACAACAAAACUUACACAUGGAAUCAAACAAACAGUAGAUGCCUUCAACUCGCAUCAUCUUUGAAAUCAAUCAUGGGUAUUCAACGCGGAGAUGUUAUUUCAGUUUUAUCACCAAAUCUUCCUGCCAUGUAUGAGCUUCAUUUUGCUGUGCCAAUGAGUGGGGCUAUAUUAAACAACAUCAACACACGUCUUGACGCACGUACUAUUUCGGUAAUCCUUCGUCACAGCGAAUCCAAACUUGUAUUUGUUGAUAUAUUGUCUCACUCAGUAAUUCUAGAAGCUUUUUCUUUGUUUCCAUCUGAAAUCAAACCUCCUAAGCUCAUCCUUAUCACGGAUGAUGAUGAAACUGAGGAUUUAUCAUCAUCCGUUGAUCUUGAUCUUACUUAUGAGGGUUUAUUACAGAAAGGUGAUUCGGAUUUUAAGUGGGUUCGACCGGAAAGUGAGUGGGAUCCGAUGGUGUUGAACUAUACUUCAGGGACAACAUCAGCUCCGAAAGGUGUAGUUCAUUCACAUCGUGGUCUUUUCAUUAUGACCGUUGAUUCUUUAAUCGAUUGGUCUGUACCGAAACAACCUGUAUUUUUGUGGACUUUAGCAAUGUUCCAUGCGAAUGGAUGGUGUUACCCAUGGGGUAUGGCUGCAGUUGGUGGUACUAAUAUUUGUCUUCGUAAAUUUGAUGCCAAGUCAGUUUAUAGUUUGAUCCGUCAGCAUAAUGUAACUCAUAUGUGUGGUGCACCAGUUGUGCUCAACAUGUUAGCAAAUGAGCCGGGUAAAGAACCAUUACCGAACCCUGUUCAAAUUCUAACAGCUGGUGCACCGCCACCUGCGCCCGUUCUCUUUCGAACCGAAUCGUUGGGGUUCGUAGUCAGUCACGGUUACGGGUUAACUGAAACUGCAGGGCUUGUGGUGUCUUGUGCAUGGAAAUCUAAGUGGAACAAGUUACCAGCAACAGAAAGGGCUAGGCUGAAAGCAAGACAAGGAGUGAGAACAAUUGGAAUGGCUGAAAUUGAUGUGUUGGAUCCGGAAUCGGGUUUACGUGUAAAACAGGAUGGAUUAUCCCUGGGUGAGAUCGUUUUGCGAGGUGGGUCGAUUUUGUUGGGUUAUUUCAAGGAUCCAAUAGGUACCAGUAAGAGUUUGAGAGGAGAUGGUUGGUUUUACACGGGUGAUGUGGGUGUAAUGCAUUCUGAUGGUUACUUGGAGAUAAAAGACAGGUCAAAAGAUGUGAUUAUAAGUGGUGGGGAGAAUUUGAGUAGUGUGGAGGUUGAAUCUAUUUUAUAUUCGCACCCAGCUGUCAAUGAAGCUGCCGUGGUAGCUCGGCCAGAUGAGUUUUGGGGCGAAACACCUUGUGCUUUUGUUAGUUUGAAACCGGAGUCGGAUCGGCCAUCGCAAAAGGAUAUUAUGGAGUUUUGUAGAGCAAAAAUGCCUCACUAUAUGGUGCCUAAAACUGUUGUAUUUGAAGAAUCUCUUCCCAAAACAGCUACAGGAAAAAUCCAGAAAUUUGUGCUUAGGGAUAAAGCCAAAGCCAUGGGUUCAGCUAGAGUAGCGAGUCGAAUUUAAGGGUUUGUUUAGGUAGGCAAGUUCAAUUUGGACGCACAAAUAUGGUUAAUGGAGAUCCUUUUCUUCUGUUUUAUAAUGUUAAAUAGAGGUAUCAUUGUGACAUGUUUGACAGUUAUUGGAAUGAUGUUAUAUAUUUACAGUGUUACCAGAUUAUGUCAUCAUUUGAUUAGUGAGGAAUGUAAACGAAUCCUCGUUUUGUUAA